UUGUUCAUAACGCAAACGUACGUUGACUCGAGCGAGUCGUUGGUUGGGCGAUCGGUGGAUGGCGCGCGCAAAUCAAUCGCUUUAAAAACGAAAUUCGCUGUGAACAUUGUGGCGAAGUGUAUAAGUACGAAACAAAUAAUAAAAGAUAAAAUUAAUUUUAACAAAAAGUGUUAAACAGCAGCAAAGCAGAGCGUCAAUUCGCGCACAGCUGACUUGUAUGCGCCGGUGCGAGCGAGUUUGAAACGAAAAGUAAAUAACAAAAGCAAAUUAGUGUCGAAUCAGGUUGAGUGCGUGUGCGCAUGCGUACCUAUGUAUAGUAGUGGACGUGGUCAAGUGCGUGAAGUGCAGCGUCCAUACGACAGAAAGUCGGCCGUAUGGUCGAUUUGGCAGCCAAUUGGUUAAAUAGAUAUACAAAGCGAUAUUGAUACGAUUUUUACGCGUGCAUAGAGUCAAUGCUACACGGAACGAACGGAUCGCAUUUGAAAAUAUUCUCACACACAACCACACAUACUCGCCUACCCACUAGGAACAAAACACAAGCACAACUGCCAAGCUUCAAAGAAAUCGUGAUAUAUAAAUUAGAGAAUUAUGCAAUUUAGUUUUAUAAUGUCGACGACGUUUGUCUGCGUUGCAGCGCGUAGAAGAUGAUCGAAGCCUUUGCCAAUAGUUUGGGUAGUCAUUUGGGGCGACAUCUAUUCUACUGGGCAGCGUCCCAACCGGAAGUGAACGGUCUCAAUCUGCGUCUCACCGAGCUAAUCAACAAAUUCCACGGUCCACUUGAACGUGGCGUUCAGGUACUGGACCACCUGCUAACACUCGAGGAGGAGGACUUCAACGGCCACUGGGGCAGCGCGUAUCGGCACAGUUAUGAGCCCGAAUAUGCGAGUGACGAUGGCAAUCAGGAAGUGCUUCAACACUCAGCAAAUAGUCGUGAAAUACUGCUACCGGCCGCAGCAACAACAACGACAACAGCUGGUGUGCUAGCAGUGACAAGUGGAAAUAAUGUAACAAAUAACAACCGCAUCUCCACCUCGAAUCCAAAUAUGGAAACACUAAACAAUGGUAAUGGGCUAUUGCUAUCGCCGCCACACAACAAUUCUGCAAAUAAUCACCAUCAACAGCAACAACAACGAAGCGCCAUUGCAGCUGCAGGUGCCGGCGCAGCAACGGGUGGUGGCGGCGGCAGCAGCGGCGGAGGUGGCCCUACCAGCGGUAGCGGUACCGCAACGGGCGGUGGUGAGCAUAAUAUACAAAUAACCCAACCAAUCAGCGCACCAUCAUCGCCCCUAGCGUCGCCUGGUGUUAUUACCAGCUCGGCGCUCUUCUGUUUGCCAUCGAGUUCCUCAGGUGUUACGUCAGGCGGUAGUAGCAGCAGCAGUGGCGGCGGUAGUGGCAGUGGUUCGUAUGUGUGUUCAGCCGGUGCUGCAAAUCAAAUAAGUAAUGCAGCUAUGAAUGCGGUCGACACGGCUGAUCCCAACUGGCAGGCCACCAAAGCGACGGUGCUGGAGCGGAAUGCGGCUAUGUUCAACAAUGAAUUGAUGUCGGAUGUCAAAUUUGUUGUGGGAGGAGAAUUCGCAGAUUGUGUACAAACAAUACCGGCACACAAGUACAUCUUGGCCACGGGUAGUUCGGUGUUUUACGCUAUGUUUUAUGGCGGUCUGGCCGAAAAUAAACAGGAAAUUAAAGUGCCUGAUGUGGAGCCAUCGGCGUUUUUAACGCUGUUAAGAUAUUUAUAUUGUGAUGAGAUUCAAUUGGAACCUGAUAAUAUAUUGGCCACUUUGUAUGCAGCCAAAAAGUAUAUUGUGCCACAUUUAGCGCGCGCCUGCGUCAAUUAUUUAGAAGUCAAAUUGACGGCAAAAAACGCCUGUCUACUUCUCAGUCAAUCGCGUCUUUUCGAAGAGCCCGAGCUGAUGCAGCGUUGCUGGGAAGUAAUCGACGCACAAGCCGAAAUGGCGAUUAAAUCAGAAGACUUUGUCGACAUCGACCUCAAGACAUUCGAGUCGAUAUUGUCGCGUGAGACGCUCAACUGCAAGGAGAUACAUCUCUUUGAGGCAGCGCUCAAUUGGGCUCUGAAUGCUUGCCAGAAGAUGGGUGUUGACGUGACGGCACCGAAUAAGCGCAGCAUGUUGGGUCAAGCAUUGCAUUUAAUACGCAUACCAACCAUGACGCUGGAGGAGUUCGCGAACGGCGUCGCACAGACGGGCAUACUCACAUCACAAGAGACUAUUGAUAUAUUUUUGCAUUUUACCGCACAAUCAAAACCGCAUUUAAGUUUUCCUACACGUGCGCGUGCAGGCCUCAAAACGCAAGUAUGCCAUCGCUUUCAGUCGUGCGCUUAUCGCUCCAAUCAGUGGCGUUAUCGCGGCCGUUGCGAUUCCAUACAAUUCUCUGUGGAUCGCAGAAUCUUCAUUGUUGGCUUCGGCCUGUACGGUUCCUCGACCGGUGCUGCUAAUUAUAAUGUAAAAAUUGAAUUGAAACGUCUGGGACGCACGCUCGCAGAAAACGAUACUAAAUUCUUUUCGGAUGGCUCCAGCAACACAUUCCACGUAUUUUUCGAGAAUCCCAUACAAAUUGAACCCGAGUGCUAUUACACCGCUUCUGUCAUACUUGACGGCAACGAACUGAGCUUCUUCGGUCAGGAGGGCAUGUCCGAAGUAUGCAUGGGCAAUGUAACUUUCCAGUUUCAAUGCUCGUCGGAGAGCACAAACGGUACCGGUGUGCAGGGCGGUCAAAUACCAGAACUGAUAUUUUACGGGCCAACAACAGUAACGGCAUUAAGUUCACCAACUAACUCACUGUGUCCCACACCAAUUGGUGCAGGUAGCAGCGGUGGCGGCGUUUCGAAUAGCGGUGGCUUACAUGUAAAUUGUGAUGACUUAUUGGGUAGCGGUAGCAGUGACGGUGGCGGUAGUGGCGCAUUGAGCGCAUGAGAAAUGUUCGAAAUUUGCAAGAGCGAUGAUGCGGAACUCUAUUGAGCAGUGCGUGCGUAACAAAUAAUGGCAAUCUAUGGUUUUUCAAUGUGAAAUUUACAAAGAAACUAUAAUGAUUAAAUAGUUUAUACAUAAAUACAUACAUAUAAAUAUAUGUAGGUAGUAGUGGCAAGUGAGCGAACCGACAACCAAAUACAAUUAAAUACAGGCAAUAUUUACAAAUACAUACAUACAUACAAUGAAAGGAAUACAAGUAAUGCCAAAAGUAGGCCAUUGCAGGCAAAUUGUUUUCCACAGAAAGUAAAGUUAAAGUUUGUAUACAAAUGUAUGUAUAAUAAUGCAAUUGAAAGUCAAAAAAAAGUAUGUGUAAGGAACGCACUUCCUUCGUUUGUUGGAGGUAAGGUUAGGGGGAAAAGGCAAUCAAAUUUGGUUAAACAAAUUCUAAAGGCACAAAAAAUACUAACAAAAUCUGUAACUAAUAUUACACAUGAUUUUCAAAGACUUGUAGAAUGUAGAAUUUUUGAGAAGAAAACGUACACAAUAACCUGGGAAAUGAAGUAAACAAAGAAGCAAUUGCAUAUUACAGACAUACCUACAUACAUACAUAUAUGAAUUCAUACAUUAAAAAACCAAAAGAAAAUCUAAAUCAAAAACAAAGGAAAGAAUUUUACAAAACAAAAAAAUAAGUUAUGUAUUUAUCUAAAAUAUAUCCUGUUGUAGAACGGCACAGGGUCAGGCUAUUAGGGCGAAAAUGUUUAAAAAGUUUAUAUGCAUACAAAUUAACACAUACACAUACUAUAUACAAUUACAUGAAAACAUAUACAUACAUAUAUAAAUGCAUACAAGGCAUAUAUUAGUACUUUUUCCACUAGUUUUUUCAUAUACCCAAAAGAAAUGCGAGAAACAAAAGUAUACUUAUACUAUAUUCAUACUAUAUACGCAACUAUAAUGCAAAAGUAAUGAUAUUACAACUCUUUUUGCCUAAAUAACAUUACAUAUUGUAGUAAUAAUGAGUUGAAUUUGCGAGUAAUUACGAGUUUCAUUAGUAAUGCAAUACAUUUACGAAAAUACAUAGUACAUUGAAAAGGGUUUGCACGCAUCACAGUCGAAAUAAUCAAUUAGUAUUCACGUAGCAUAUUAGCGUUUGUCCUGUAUACAUGGAUAUAAUCAUUAUGAAUAUUGGAAUAUUUUAUGCUUUUUACUAUGAUAGUUAACGCUUUAUGAAUUGUUUAACUGUAUUUCCUUUCAACGCCUUGCAUUUGUGCUGAAUAUUUUUCAAGCGCCUUUUUUUGUUCUCAUUUUCCGUGGUUGUGUUGCGUUUUAGCAUUAAGAGAAUAGGGGAAUGGCCAGUAAUGAGUUAACGCAGCAGUUCGGUGGAGUGUUGGACUUAUGUACAUAUAUUGCAACUGCUAUUUGGCUAAACUAUUUGAGCUUUUUUGAUUUUAAAGAUAAGUUAUGACUUUUUGUACUAUUAUCUACAUAUAUAAAGAUAUGUACUUUUUUAGAUUUUUCACUGCUAAGGUUUAGUUUUUUUAUCUACUACAAUCUGUCGAUAUUACCUUUGAAUAAUAUUUAAUAAAAAUCUUUAAGAUUACUUUGAAA
Bactrocera dorsalis (oriental fruit fly) is the source of this 4532-nucleotide messenger RNA. RefSeq names its product BTB/POZ domain-containing protein 6-B (gene lute). Gene Ontology annotation, molecular function: protein binding. The coding region runs from base 645 to 2930 and encodes 761 amino acids. The transcript has 7 exons. The record is from RefSeq and is a predicted model, not a curated record. NCBI's taxonomy places the organism in Eukaryota, Metazoa, Arthropoda, Insecta, Diptera, Tephritidae. Gene Ontology annotation, cellular component: cytosol. Gene Ontology annotation, biological process: neurogenesis.